AUGGCGAUGCGCAAGAUACUCGCCCUCUCCUUCACCUUGGUGUCGCUGGCCUCCUCCAAGACGGUCAACUACCCCAACAACUCUGCCGAUGUCAUCCUCGAUCGAGCCUUGAACGCCAUGGGCGGUGAGGAUGUCAUCGCACGCCUCGACGGAGUCACCUAUCACUCUCCAAACAUCUACCGCUCUCGAAGUCUCAUGCAGAGCUACAACAUGGACAGAGCCGAUACGGCGAUGGCUAUCUCUGGCGCUCAGAAUGUGUCUUUUAGUUUUGACUCGAAUGAGUUAACUCAGCGGAUUGACCGCAUCCUUAAGCCUUCCGAGUAUUGGUCUUGGGGAUCUCCCAGACUCGACGAGUUUAACCACUCGCUCGUCGUCCGCGGUGGAAAGAAUGGCUUUGCGUGCUAUGUUCGCGGCAACAACCAGAUCUGGCUACCCGCCGACCUGACCUCUGGAUACGCCGAUCGUGAGUACUGGAUUUCUCAACUUCUAGUCGUAUUCUUAUGCUUCAUUAUAGCCGCCCUCGCCGAGUACCUUGUGCUCCAUGGAAACAUGCUCUCGCCCAAGCUCUUGCUUCAGGUCAAGAAGCACCGUGGCACCAAGGCCACCGAAGUCGAGGUCAAUGGGGUCAAGAUGCCUGCUGUCUACGACCCGGUGUUCGACAUCACCGUCAUCUUCAACACUCGCACUCAUCUACCCCAUAUCGUCCGCACCAUCGAAGACCACAUGAUCUACGGCCCUUCAACCAGCGACCUCUAUCUCAGCGACUACAAGGCCGUCAAGGGCAUCAAGUUCCCCCACCUCGUCCAGACCGUCUACAACUCCACCGCCGAGAAGCUCGACGCCACCCUUGAGGACUAUAUCAUCGAGGAGAUCACCGUUAACCCCAAGUUCUCGCGAAACUUCUUCCAGGGGCUUCCGGACGGCAAGGGCUUCUUCCCCAAGGCUGCCCCCAAGAAGGUUGAGGGCAUCACGCAUGCGCGCAUUGGCGAGUGUAGCUUGAACGGACUCUGGGCAGGCAUCACAAAGUCUACUGUCGAUACCAUCAAGGGCGAGAAGCCUGUCCCCGGACUACCCAACGUACAUUGGAUCCUUCUCGAUCCCGAUCAGCUCGGAGUCAAGCAGUUCAUCAUCGAGUUCGAGGACCAUCUAAUUGUCGGAGACGCUCCUCCCCAGCAUACCAAGGAGGUGAUCAAGUGGAUCAAGAAGAACAUCAACAAGCCCAUCACGCACCUCUGGCCCACUCACCACCACCGAGACCACACCGGAGGCGCUGCAGAGUACGUCAAGCUUGGAGCAAAGCUGAUCGUGGCCGACGUCUCAGCAAAGUACUGGUCGAGCAUCCCAGGCGCCGAGGUUAUCACCUUCAACGAUACCCACCCUUACGUCCAUAGCGACAGCAAGACCCAGGCCUGGUUCGUCUGGGAGGAACAAGCCACUCACUCCGCCGACUGGACUUACGCCUUUGUCACUGAAAAAUGUCCUUCGAAGCGCUCUCCCGUCGCCGUGCUUGAGGCCGACAUCUGGCACCCCGGCAUGCCCGACGGACAAAACGACCGCGAGCUGAUGAGAGAAUGGCUGAACCAGGUGAAUAAGGACGGUCUUCCCAAGAGCGCAUAUGUUCUCCCAACUCACGGCCAGGUUCGUCCCAUCACAGAGCUCAUUGAGCACACCGGCUACGUGUAUGCACCCAAACAGAUUAGCGAUUGGAGGGACGGUGAAGCCAUGUGCCAGAAGGCUUAA
This is a messenger RNA of Fusarium falciforme, 1740 nucleotides long. RefSeq lists its product as hypothetical. The transcript has 8 exons. NCBI's taxonomy places the organism in Eukaryota, Fungi, Ascomycota, Sordariomycetes, Hypocreales, Nectriaceae. The record is from RefSeq and is a predicted model, not a curated record. Bases 1 to 1740 code for a protein of 579 amino acids.